GCUGCGCCGGCGGAGCAGCAGCAGCUGGGCAGCGGGGGGGGCAGGGAGGGCAGCAGGGGCAGGGGCAGGGGCAGGGGCAGCAGCUAGGGACGACAUCUUCGGCCGAGCGGGUGGAAGUGCCGCCGCCACCGCAGCAGCAGCAGGUGGAGGGUACGAGCUAUGACACGGAGGAGGAGGCGGCGGAGGAGGGGGCUGCUGGCGGGCCGCCCAGCGGGGAUCCGCUGCUGCAGCGCAUUGAGCGCACACUGGAGGCCAAGAUGCACCAGGCCAGCGAGGCGCUGCACCGCACCCCCGCCGCAGCCGACCUGCAGCGGGCGGGGGCGCUGGUGGGGCUGCUGGGGCAGUGCCUGGGGCUGCUGGGGCAGGUGCGGGACGAGCGGCAGCGGCUGCAGGACACCAGGAGGUACGGCAGCAGGGCGGGGAGGCAGGGUGGCGGGACGCCGCAGUAGGCGGGGCAGCAGCAGCAGCAGCGAGUGGGG
Astrephomene gubernaculifera is the source of this 479-nucleotide messenger RNA. The record is from the annotation of a GenBank genome assembly. NCBI's taxonomy places the organism in Eukaryota, Viridiplantae, Chlorophyta, Chlorophyceae, Chlamydomonadales, Astrephomenaceae.